Messenger RNA from Calidris pugnax (ruff), 3269 nucleotides. It is a transcript of the gene TPX2, whose product is annotated as TPX2, microtubule-associated. Gene Ontology annotation, cellular component: spindle; microtubule. Bases 412 to 2670 code for a protein of 752 amino acids. The record is from RefSeq and is a predicted model, not a curated record. Gene Ontology annotation, biological process: activation of protein kinase activity; regulation of mitotic spindle organization. Lineage: Eukaryota; Metazoa; Chordata; Aves; Charadriiformes; Scolopacidae. The transcript is spliced from 17 exons.
CCCGCCCCGCCGGGCCCUGCCAGAGGGACCCGCCUACCGGCAGCUGAUAGGUCCCCUCCGAACAACACUCUGAGCGCUGCCUCCCUUGAUUGGCUGGGCGCGCCCCGCGCAAUGCUUUGUGGGGGUUGUGGUUUGCGUCUGGCUUGCGGCAGUGGUGCUGUGCGCGGGGACGCUACGUUUCCCGGCAGCCUUUGCGGGCAGUGCUCAUCCGGGUCCCCUGGUCUCCUGGCGGCUCGCCCAAUCGGCAUGCGCCGAGGGUGUGUUCUAAGGCGUUGAUUGGUCGGUUCGGACGGACGAGCUCUGUUUGAAAUACGUUAACGGCGGUGGCGGCCGCAAAACGCGCGGCGGCUGCGGCGCCGAGGAGUGCAGCAGUGAAAGCUGAGGACUCGUGGGGACAGCGCGAAGGUGAAGAUGUUUCACCCAGAAUUUCGCUAUUCCUUUGAUGUCCCAAACCCUUGCAUCAACUUUGCAACUCUGAAUGAGGAUGAUGUACACAAUCCAGACUCCUGGUUUGACCAAAAAGCCAAUCUGGAGAAUGUCCCCCCUGCAGAAAAUCUGGCAAAGGUCUCACAGAACAGCCCUGCUUUAUCAAAGCCUGAUAUUAUUCUGUCUUCUGUCGCAUCACAAGGAAUACCAAUGAGUGAAAGCUGUGACAAAGAGAAUGGAGAAGCAGAAGACAUGCAGACCGAUGAGGUUCCUCAGAAUAUUGUUGGAUCCCUGGACACCUGGAGAGCUGCUGCUCCUGCAGAGGCCUCUCGAAGAGCUGGCAGAACACAGGCUGCAAAGCAGAGAAAAACAAAGCAGCGCAAACAACCAGCUAGAGUCAAAGCAGAGAGAAAUGCUACUGCCUUGGCUGAUACAGGAGAGGUUCAACCCCUGAAAAAAAUGAAACUUUCUAGCAGCAGCGAGAACCUGACAGAAGAAUCCACAAAGACAGAGCCACUGGAGAAUCCUGAUCUUUCUCCAGGGAGAGGGAAAAGCAAACUGACCGUGCCCUCCAAGCCAACAACAUUAAAGAGUACCAAUGUUUCUGGCAAGGUGAAAAGUACAGAGGAGCAGGAGCUGGAGAAGAUGCAGCAGUUGCAGCGGGAGGUUAUGGAGCUGCGGAAGAGGAAUGAGGAGUCUCUGAAAGCAGCUAUUGCUGGAGCAGGACAACCUGUGAAGAGACCUGCUGGCCAAGUAACAAAACCAGUUGACUUCCACUUCUGCACGGAGAGUAGAGUUAAACAGCACGUGGAAAGCCAGCCUGGGAAUGAGUACAAGGAGGUGGAUUUUGCUGCUGUACUGAGAAAGCAUCCUCCUUCUCCGGCGCGAUUGCCAAAGGGACCCACUGUCCCCAAACCUUUCAACCUGUCCCAGGGAAACAAAAGAAAACUUGAAGAAACCUCAUCAGAAUACGUGUCCCUUGCUGAGCAGGUAGAAGCAUUCCAAAGGCGCACACCCUCUCGUUACCAUUUGAGGAGCCGAAAAUCUGAUGAAGGGCCAGUGCCAGGAAAGGUGUUGAAGGCUCGGAUUACAAAACCUAAAACGCCGAUGCUUCUAACAAAGCAGCGCUUCAGACCCGGCACCUGCAAAACUACAGCAGAGUUAGAAGCAGAGGAAUUGGAGAAAAUUCAACAGUACAAAUUCAAAGCACGAGAACUCAAUCACAAGAUCUUUGAGGGUGGACCACUCCUGCCCAAGAAACCCCCUGUGAAGGAACUCACACAACCCAUUGGCUUUGAGUUGGAAAUAGAAAAAAGGAUUCAGGAGCGUGACAGUAAGAAGCAGCAGGAGGAAGAGCACUUUGAAUUCCAUUCCAGGCCAUGUCCAACGAAAAUCCUGGAGGAGAUUGUGGGUGUUCCAGAGAAGAAAGUGCUUCCUGUUACAGUCCCCAAGUCUCCAGUCUUCACCUUGAAAAACAGAACCCGAACAUCUGGCAGAGAUGAAGAAAAGGAAAAAGAGGCAGUCCCUAUGAUCAAAGCUAACCCGAUGCCACAUUAUGGAGUGCCCUUCAAACCUAAAGUGCCAGAGCAGAGGCACGUGGAGGUUUGUCCCUUCUCUUUCGAUGCUCGUGACAGAGAGCGGCAAAUACAAAAAGAGAAAAAAAUAGAAGAAAUGCAGAAGGAAGAGGUGCCAAAGUUCAAAGCGCUGCCUCUACCUUACUUUGACCACGUUAAACUGCCAGAAAAGAAGGUCAAAAACCCGACUCAGCCUGAACCGUUCAAUCUGCAGGUUGAUGAACGGGGAGCUGCCAAGUUACAGAGCUGGAAACAGCAGCUUAAAGAAGACAUGAAAAGGCAGAAAGAGGCAGCAUGUUUUAAAGCUCGUCCCAACACUGUGGUGUACCAGGAACCUUUUGUGCCUAAAAAGGAGAAUAUGCUGUUAUCAGAGAGCCUUUCUGAUUCCGUAGUUCCUGAAAGCUUUGAGCUGGCAACAGAAAAAAGAGCUAAAGAGCGGCAAGAAUUUGAAAAACGAUUGGCGUAUAAAGAAGCCUUGAGGGAGAGGCAUGAGGAGCAGGUCAGACAGCAACAAGAGGAGCGUGAAAAGGAAGAAGUUGCUAAGCUAAGACAAGAACUGGUUCACAAGGCAAACCCAAUACGCAAAUACCGCAACGUGGAAGUGAAGCCCAGUGAGCAGCCACUGACUAUGCCGAAGUCUCCCAACUUCUCAGACAGAUUCCAGUGCUGACGUGCAUCCACGUGACAGCAGGAGGAAGAUCCUCUCCACUGUCUUGACAGGCAGAGAGAGAACAGUUGGUUUUGCGUGACUGCUCAGUCUCAACUCCUAUACUUCAUUGCAUUUAUUGUUAUAUUAAGUAGUUUAACACCACCCGAGGCAGGUGGCUGAGGCACGGCAUACAGGCAGUGCCACGUGGCCUCGCUUCACACCUAGGCAUCUUUUCCUCUAAAGACUACACCAGGUUUUAUAUUGUAUACAAAUAUUGUGUACCUGAACUAAAUAAAAAUUCCUGACCUGAUCACUGUCUCUUGCUAAUGGGCCCAUCCCUCUCCUGCAGAAGAACUUUCAGUAAAGGGCAGUUGGUGAACACACAAGGAUGUGCACAUCUGGAAGAGCUGGCUUGUCUUUGUACAUCUCAGUAUUGCUUUCAAGUGUCUAUUUCUUGAACUUUUAAUCUGCAUUGUGCUUGAAUUGUGUUUAGCGAUGUGGCUUCUGUGAGCGGGUCUGACCCUUGUUGAUGUUUAGAUGAGUGCUAAUGUGAAUCUUAACCACACUUUUUAAAAGUAGUUCUCUGUACAUUAGAGCAUUAAACCUUCUGCUUUUCUAGA